AUGGUGUUUGGUAAUAGCAUACCUACCAAUCGAGAAGAGUCAGUACAUAAUUACUGGACUGACCGGCAGACCAGAUACAUCUCAGAUGGGACCGUCGGUCCAGGAUCGAUCCCUUCCUCUGCACUUCCCGAACGGUCCUUCCCUAUCAGACAGGAUCAUUCGGUAUAUCCUAGGAGUCCUCGCCCUCGUGUACUCCCGUCAGAUAUAGAUAAUGAUAAUGAGGAGGAGGAGGAGAAUCCUAGGAAUCUGAGAGUUGGAAUUUCACGUUCCACUUCGAGGGAGACAUCAACAGUGACUGAAGAAGGGACGAAGAUGAGCAUGGAGAAGGAUGACGCAAGUGAAGCAAGUAUUACGAAGAAUGAUAUUCGGAGUGAAGGCCAGAGUACCAGUGUGACGAGCAAAAAUUCAAAUAAGGCUGAUGAAGAGGAUAAGAAGGAGGAAGAUAAUGACACAAAAUCGGAAAAUUCCGAUUCGCAAGUAUCAUCGAAAAUAUCCACUAAUACAGAUGAUAACUCGACAAAAAGUGGUUCCAAUUCUGACAGUAUGAAUACUGCCAGAUCUGGUUGGAAAUCUGUACCCGUCACUACGAUCAGUAUACCGAAUACGUCAUGUUAG
Molecule: messenger RNA, 615 nt
Organism: Kwoniella botswanensis
Lineage: Eukaryota; Fungi; Basidiomycota; Tremellomycetes; Tremellales; Cryptococcaceae
Exons: 1
Coding region: 1-615 (204 amino acids)
Source: RefSeq, a predicted model, not a curated record